AUGCGUUCUAAUAUUCUCAUGAUGACACCAUGUCAACUGCAUAAUAAUAUAGCAUAUAAUAUACCUGAUCCAGAUUGUACGGGUCCUUUUAAUUUAUGUACUGAUGAUGAUAAAGAGAGACUUGGUCGUUUAGCAAUAAAAGCUAUACAUGAACAAAUGGAUGAUGACAAAGAUGGUAUGAUUGAACCAUCGGAAAGUAGUGAGUUUAUUCAAGAAGAAUUAGGAUCUAAAACAGAUGCUAUUCGUUAUCGAAAUUUUCAAAGUGCUGAUUUACAAAUAACAUAUAAUGAUCUAUGGAUACAAUGGCACCAAAGUCCUGUUUAUAAUUGGACUACGGAUGAUGUAGUUAAUUGGUUAGUUAAUUUUGCUCAUUUACCAAUGUAUGUAGAAAAUUUUCGUCGCAAUCAAAUUGACGGUCGAAUGAUUCCAAGAUUAGCAGCUAAUGAAAAACAUUAUCUUUCCGGUGUGAUGCAAAUACGUGAUCUACGACAUAAACGACGUUUAAUUAUUAAAGCAACAGAUGUUGUUUUAUUUGGUCCUCCACCACGUACACAUAAUUUAAUAAAAGAUGUAAUUUUAAUGUCAGCAGUGUUUAUAUCUUUUGGUGCUUGUUUAUAUGCAUAUGUACGUCAUCGGAGAACACAAGAAAGUAUGAAUACAAUGAUAAAAGAACUUGAAGCAUUACAAAAAGCUGAAGGUGAUCUAGUUUCUGUAACUGGAAAAAUAAAAGCUAUGGAAAAUGAAUUACAAGAUAAAAAAAAAGUUGAUCGUGGCACAUUAAGUUCUUGGUUUGUUGAAGUACAACAAAAUAAAGAAGAAGCUGAAAAAUAUCGAAAACGUCGUAAUUCAACUGUUGAUCAUGAAAAACAACUUCGUUUAGCUGUACAAGAAACAGAUCAAUUACGUAUUGCAUUACGUAAAGCAGAAGAACAUGCUCAUCAUCAAUCAUACGAAGCACCAAGUGAAUUAAUUGAAUUACUAAAACGUACUUAUCAUAUUGAAGAAGCAGCUUUUGAAAUUAAACGUAAAUCAGCGGAAAAUGCUAUGCUUAUUGCUAAAGAACAAAUGAUUAAAAUAUCUAAAAUGCAACGAGGUUUUUUUGGUGCUGUUCGUAUUGCACAUACAGGUUGUAUGGAUAAUAUAAGCGAAUUGAUACAUGCUGCGAAAGAACGUUUAGCGGAUGUUCAAGAUGAAUAUGAAGAACGUGAACGACGUUGGAAUCGUAUUGCUUCAUUACUUGAUCGAGAUGAUAUAAUUAGUAAUGCAUCAUUAUCGACACCAUCAACAGGAAGUAAUCAAUACUCGCUUGGAAAUACAAAUCCAUUACUAACUAAUGGAAAUAACAAUAAUGGAUCAGCAGUUUCUCGUAUUCGAGAUUCAACUGUUCGAUCUAAACAAACAUCUCUCGAUGCAAAUAAAUUAAUUAAUACUGAUCAUGAUUCAUCCAUGAUUAAUAAAAAUAGCAGUUCAAUGAAUAAUCGUGGAGCAUCAAUGAAUUCCUCAUAUCCAGCUCAUAUUUCUCAAUUAGAUACAAUUAGUCUCACUGAUAGUAAUUUUGAUUAUCCAAAUUCUCCAUCUACAGCAUUAAAACGACGUACAGUUACACAUAAUAUUAUAUCUGGUAAUCGUUCAUCAACUGAACGUCUUCUUAAUAAUUCAGCAAUAAGAUAUUCACAGUCAACAAAUGGUCUCUAUGAUACAAAUAUAAAUUCAUCAAAUGUAUCACGACAAGAUACAUCGGAUUCAAUUGAUAUACCAUCUUUACCAAAACAAACAAAACCAAUAUUUGAUAUUAUUACUGAUCUUCAAAAUGAAAAUAAUGAGUUUAUUCUUGAUGAUCAAGAUAGAAAAUCUCAUCGAUUUGAUUCCUUAUCAGAUGAUCAACAAUCAGUAGCAUCGUCAACGAAAUCUCGAAAACAAGAUUUAUCAACAAAAUUACUUAGACCAUUUCAUAUACGUUUGAGAAAAAAGAGUGGCAGUUAA
Messenger RNA from Adineta steineri, 1983 nucleotides. Lineage: Eukaryota; Metazoa; Rotifera; Eurotatoria; Adinetida; Adinetidae. The record is from the annotation of a GenBank genome assembly.